AUGCAGAAUCGGAACUUUCAGUUUCCCGUGGAACCGAUGAUAACGAAGAUGGCUGCUGUGGUACAGAAUGGUCUGGAACUAGGGAGUGUUAACGGAUCGUCAAGCCUGCACAAAACGAUACCGAUGAAGGAUAUUGACGCCAUUAAAUUAUUCGUGGGACAGAUUCCUCGCAAUUUGGAGGAGAAGGACUUACGGCCGAUCUUUGAAGAGUUCGGACAAAUUUACGAACUCACCGUAUUGAAAGAUCGUUUUACCGGCAUGCAUAAAGGUUGUGCUUUUUUAACUUAUUCUUCACGUGAUAGCGCACUGAAAGCUCAAACAGCUCUACACGAACAGAAGACACUACCAGGGGUAAGUACCGUUUAUUGCGCAUGCUCACGAUCAACUUCCGAUCAUUGGAAAGCUAUGUGGUGAUGAGACUACAGUACCAGCGAUGUGUUCAAGUUUGAAGAA
This is a messenger RNA of Gigantopelta aegis, 453 nucleotides long. Its product is annotated as CUGBP Elav-like family member 4. Gene Ontology annotation, molecular function: RNA binding. Lineage: Eukaryota; Metazoa; Mollusca; Gastropoda; Neomphalida; Peltospiridae. The transcript is spliced from 2 exons. Bases 1 to 414 code for a protein of 137 amino acids. The record is from RefSeq and is a predicted model, not a curated record.